AUGGCUUUGGACAGUAAACAGCAGAAGAAAAGUUUAUUUCAUAGCUCUAUGAUAAUAGAAGACAACGGGAUGAGGAACGGCAGGGGGCUCCAGGAUCAGUGGGCUGACACUGUAGCUGUGAGACCCAGGACCACUGAGAGGCAGAUCACUGUGCACAGGAAGCUGGUGCUGGGCUUUGCCAUAUCUAUUUUGGCUUUAAUUGUUGUGACUAUCGUUGCAGUGUUGCUGAGUAUUAGGUAUGAGGAAUGUACUGAUGGCUCUAGCAAGCCAAUUAACAGUAGCAUCUUGGAUGCAGCUAGAUUGAAUCAAAACCUGGAGACAGGUAAGAAUGCAGGGCAUGAUACUAAUCAUUUAGCUGUGAAGGAUGUAGAAGAGGACUGGAAACCUUGGACUUACCUGAGGUUACCUACUCACCUGAAACCUCUGCACUAUAACUUAAUGAUAACAGCUUUUAUGGACAACUUUACUUUCUCUGGGGAAGUCAAUGUGGAGAUUGAAUGCUUGAAUUCAAGCAAGUAUAUAGUUGUGCAUGCUCACAGGUUGACUGUGGAGAAGGUACAAGUGGCUGAAGAUAAAGUGGCUGGGGAAGUACAAGUUGCCAAUUAUUUUGCAUAUCCAUCCAAUCAAGUUUUGGUGGUGGUUUUAAACAGAACCUUGGAGGCUCAGAAAAGUUACAACCUGAAGAUAAUUUACAGUGCCAUCAUAGAGAAUGAACUACUUGGCUUCUUUCGAAGCUCCUAUGUUUUACAUGGAGAGAGAAGAACCCUUGGAGUUACCCAAUUUUCUCCUAUUCAUGCCAGAAAAGCCUUUCCUUGCUUUGAUGAGCCAAUCUACAAAGCCACAUUCAAAAUAAGCAUCAGACAUCAGACUUCUUAUAUAUCCUUGUCAAAUAUGCCAGUGGAGACUUCUGUGUUUGAAGAAGGUGGAUGGGUUACAGAUCAUUUUUCACAAACUCCUUUAAUGUCUACGUAUUAUCUUGCAUGGGCUGUGUGCAACUUUACCUAUCGUGAAGUGAUCACAAAGAAUGGUGUUCUAGUAAGAUUAUAUGCAAGACCUGAUGCAAUCAGAAGAGGAUCUGGGGAUUAUGCCCUUAAUAUCACAAAAAGGCUCUUGGAGUUUUAUGAAGAAUAUUUUAAAGUUCCAUAUUCCCUACCAAAAUUAGAUUUAUUAGCUGUGCCUAAGCAUCCAUAUGCUGCAAUGGAAAACUGGGGUUUAAGUGUCUUUGUGGAACAACGAAUACUCCUUGAUGCAAGCAUCUCUUCAAUUUCAUACUUGCUUGAUGUCACAAUGGUCAUUGUACAUGAAAUUUGCCAUCAGUGGUUUGGAGAUUUGGUAACACCAGUGUGGUGGGAAGAUGUAUGGUUGAAAGAAGGUCUUGCACAUUAUUUUGAAUUUAUUGGUACAGACUAUCUCUAUCCAGGAUGGAAUAUGGAAAAGCAAAGGUUUCUAACUGAUGUCUUACAUGAAGUGAUGCUUCUUGAUGGAUUGGCAAGUUCACAUCCAGUUUCUCAAGAGGUCCAGAAGGCAACAGAUAUUGAUCGGGUAUUUGAUUGGAUUGCAUAUAAAAAGGGAGCAGCCUUAAUCCGUAUGUUAGCUAAUUUUAUGGGCCAUAAAGUAUUUCAGAAAGGAUUACAAGAUUACUUAACAGCUCAUAAGUAUGGUAAUGCUGCAAGAAAUGAUCUCUGGAAUACACUUUCAAAGGUUCUAAAGAAUGAAGGGAAAUUUGUCAACAUUCAAGAAGUAAUGGACCAAUGGACGCUUCAGAUGGGAUACCCUGUAAUAACUAUCAUAAGAAAUGACACCAUAGAUGAUUACAUAUCUAUUACUCAGGAUCGUUUUUUAUAUAAUAUAGAUGCCAUUAUCAAAGAUCCAGAAAUCAAAAAUAAUAGCUACCUUUGGCAGAUUCCAUUAACGAUUGCAGUAGGAAAUACAAGCCAUAUCUCUCCCCAGGCAAUUAUAUGGGUGUCCAACAAAUCAGAAUAUCACCGAAUUCCCAGCCUGGAUGAAAGUAAUUGGGUUUUGGGGAACAUCGAUCAAAUCGGAUACUUCAGGGUUAACUAUGAUAUCAAGAACUGGAGAUUACUGAUUGACCAGUUAAUGAGGAAAUCUGAGGUUAUUUCUGUCAGUAAUCGAGCAGGACUGAUCGAUGAUGCAUUCAAUUUGGCAAGAGCAGGAUAUCUGACUCAAAAUAUUCCUCUGGAGAUUAUAAGAUACCUUUCAGAAGAGAAGGAUUUUCUUCCCUGGCAUGCAGCAAGCCGAGCUCUUUAUCCUCUAGACAAAUUGCUGGACCGAGCAGAGGACUACAGUAUAUUCAGUGAAUACGUAUUAAAGCAAGUUGCAACAAUGUAUUUCCGUCUUGGAUGGCCAUCAAAUGGACAGAAUGGAUCAAUAGUUCAGACAUCCUACCAGAAUGAAGAGCUUAGAAGAGAAGUUAUAAUGCUUGCUUGCAGCUUUGGAAAUAAGCAGUGUCACCAGAAAGCGGCAACAAUGAUCUCAGAUUGGAUUUCAAGCAACAGAAAUAGAAUUCCACCCAAUGUUCGAGACAUUGUAUAUUGCACUGGUGUGUCACUAAUGGAUGAAGAUGUAUGGGAAUUCAUUUGGAUGAAAUUUCAUUCUUCAACAGCAGUGUCUGAAAAGAAAAUAUUAUUGGAAGCACUGACCUGUAGUGAUAAUAGAAAUCUACUAAAUAGGCUACUUAAUUUGUCCCUGAAUUCGGAAGUGGUCCUGGAUCAAGAUGCAAUUGACGUUAUUAUACAUGUAGCAAGAAACCCACAUGGAAGAGAUUUAGCAUGGAAAUUCUUCAGGGAUAAAUGGAAAAUUUUAAAUGCCAGGUAUGGAGAAGCAUUGUUCAUGAAUUCCAAACUUAUUAGUGGAGUUACAGAAUUUCUUAAUACUGAAGAAGAACUCAAUGAGCUUAAAGAUUUUAUAGAGCUGCAUAAAGGUGGAUCAGCUAUGGCUCCUCUAUUCCGAGCAGUGGAAACCGUAGAAGCCAACGUACGAUGGCAAUUGCUAUACAGGGAAGAACUAUUUCAAUGGCUACGAAAAACUCUAAAAAACUAAAAGUGAUCAUAUUCAUUAACUUACCUGGAGUCACUUUUAAUGGAAGAGACCAGAAUGCAUGCUGUAAAAUUAUUACAAAGCAGCAAAGAAGGGGCAGAGUGCGCCUUUAUCUAUUUUUGCACUUGGUUCUUUUUCAAAUUGAAGAAACUUUUUCAAGAAAAGUCACUAUGACUGUGAAAUCCAGUCUUCGCUCAAUGAAGAAAAAAAUCCUUAUAUAACUAACGCAUGUUUAUGUUAGUGUAUAUUUUUUAAACUAUAUUUUGUGCAUGAUUGUAUAGUCUGCCUGUAUAUUCCAGCAUGCUUACUUUUAAUGUCCAGGUUUUGUAUUUGAUCUGCUGUUACAUAAAGAGUGGGCAUUAUGCAAAAGCACAAUGAAUAUAUUUAGAUAUAUAUGACAAUCAGUGCAGUAAAUAUGUUUAAAAUGAUUGAUACAACAUUCAAGAUAAAAUGAAAAGUAGAAACUCAAAAGAGCAUAACUUUAAUUGUAAAUGAUGCAUAUGGAAUGUCCACUAGUUGUUGGUAUUUCUAUUAAACAGCAACAAAUAUUUUGAGAGGUAAACAAUGUAAUAUAAUCAUGCAUAUUAAAUUGAUUUCUAUUGUUUUUCUACUAUGGCUUUGUU
Bombina bombina (fire-bellied toad) is the source of this 3680-nucleotide messenger RNA. RefSeq names its product thyrotropin releasing hormone degrading enzyme (gene TRHDE). Lineage: Eukaryota; Metazoa; Chordata; Amphibia; Anura; Bombinatoridae. Gene Ontology annotation, molecular function: peptide binding; zinc ion binding; metalloaminopeptidase activity. The coding region runs from base 1 to 3060 and encodes 1019 amino acids. The record is from RefSeq and is a predicted model, not a curated record. The transcript has 19 exons. Gene Ontology annotation, biological process: proteolysis; peptide catabolic process. Gene Ontology annotation, cellular component: cytoplasm.